AUGAUUUCAGAAUGCAUGAGCAGGCAGCUUGUCGUGAUAAGAUCACUGAGUCUUGUUGUUGACCCACUGAGACAGUAUGUCAUCAAAAUGCUCGAGGACAACUUAAAGAAAUAUGCACCACACAUACAAACAGUGAAACCAGCAAAAAAUCUUCGAAAAGCCUUAGAGAAGGAUUUUAAGAAAACCAACUUAAGUGAAGCAAAGAUAAAAAACUUGAUAGCAGUUCAUGGAUCAAAAUUUCGUUUUGAUGCCUUCACAUAUGCUCAUUUCUUCCUACCAGAACAUGACACGAAAAAUGGAAAAUCAUUCAAUGAGAUUGAUGACCCAAAGGUGUACUUAGAUAUUCUCAUAAAUGUACCCCAUGUAGAUACAUAUAACAUAGUUGGCUAUGCAAAGACACUCGCUGAAUUCAGGAACACCACAAACAAUAAUGAAUUCAUAAAGUGCACUGAUGAAGCUACAUCAACAUUCUUUCAUGUACUGAAGAAGCUCACACAACAGAUUGUAGAUGGAGCUAAAGCAGAUGAAAUCGUAAGAGAUAUUGAAAAGUGGGAAGGUAGAAAGUUAACCUUCAUGCCUCAAAACCUCAAGAAAUUAGAAGACAACCAAAUGAUUAAAGAAGUCAUUGAUGCAUGGCAACCCAUAAGAGAAAAUGAUGGAGAGAUGUCUGAGAUGAAUGAGAAGAUAGUUCAGCUACAGGAAUGUGUAGAUCAGAAACUGAGAGAACAUGAUUCAAAACUUGAUGAACAUGAUUUAAAACUUGGUGAACACGAUUCGAAUAUCGCAACACUAUAUUCCUUGACUGCUGAACAUGCUUCAAAGUUUGAUGAAUUACAACGUACAUGUAGUCCAAUAACUACAUGUGAGACUAUCAGUGAGGAGUCAGAAAAUAUAGAUGUCGCUGCAAUUAAGUUGGAAAAAGACUUAGGUGAUGUUGGAGCUGCCCCAAAGGAACAAACAGCUAAAUUCAGUACUCAUCAUGAUGAAACAAAGCCAAGACCAGUGACUCUUUCUAGCUGCAGGAUUGGCGACAACUGCGAGAUGAACAUUGGGUCAGGUGGAGGAUCAGCCCAUGUUGCAGUUACAGCCAAUACUCCAAUUGGACAUAAACACAAGAAGAUAUGUGCUAAAAAUAUUGGUAAAAACUGGCGGGAAUUUGGAAGACAUGAGGAAGUCAAUUUUACAGAGGGUCAGAUGGAUAAUAUUGAAGCAGAUACAAAUACACAAUAUGAGAGAAUCUACAAGUUAAUACACGAUUGGCAUUCUAAACUAGGAUCAAAAGCCAACACACCUUUACUUGCUACAAUCCUGGAAGAAAUUGACAUGAGAGAUGUAGCCGAAAAAGUAUUGCUGGCAUAGAUACUGUAUAAAGGUUAUGUGUACUGGGAAGUUUUGGAUAGAGGAAAUAUUCAGAGGGAAAUAUGCGCAUCUAUCGAAAGAUCCUGUUUAAAAAGCGACCAUAUAUAAUAACAUAUCCAUCCAAUGCCUACUGAGAC
Owenia fusiformis is the source of this 1496-nucleotide messenger RNA. NCBI's taxonomy places the organism in Eukaryota, Metazoa, Annelida, Polychaeta, Sabellida, Oweniidae. The record is from the annotation of a GenBank genome assembly.